GCUAUUGGCUGCCUAAGCCUAAAUUACAUAUCUCCUAAUCUGUGACACGGAACAAUUGUAAAGUAGAGAAUGAGGAAUAGAUAUAACUACCUAGUUACUACACCAGUGUUCAUGACUAAUACCAAUCCCCGCCGGGACUUGCUUUGCUUUGCGCACCAGAAAGGAAGGCCGGGAAGAAACUAAAGAAGAGAAAUGGGAGAAUUCAUUCCAGAUACCGCCGUCGUGGCCCCAAACAAGGACCUCGAGGGGCAUACACUGCUGAUAAUUACGAAUGAAGACUUACCGGACGAAUACGACAAGCACCUGCGUAACAAAUACCCGGGACUUGAAAUAGUGCACUCGCACUUCGACCCAUGGCGAAAUACAAGUGCUCGCAUUCCAGGCUUGACGGAUGAGGAUUGGGCCAAAGUGACGAUUGUCCUUACGGGACCACGACUUCCCACUAUAGCCGAGGCACCCAAAUUGCAGCUGGUACACCUUCAGAGUGCUGGUGCUAACUACGUCCUUGAAAACCCGCUGUUCAAGGACACGAAGAUCCCUUUUUGUACGGCGAACGGCGUCGCGGGACCGCCCAUCGCCGAAUGGGUGAUAGGUACCUAUCUUGCCUACCAACAUCGCAUCCCGCAUUACCUUGACAACAUGAGAGAUGGCCACUGGGAGCGUAGAAACGGCCCAAUGGAGAUAACGGAUGUGGUUACCCAAAGAGUCGGCAUCCUUGGAUACGGUAGCAUAGGUCGACAGGUGGCGCGCGUAGCAACUGCGAUGGGUAUGGAGGUUUACGCAUACACAAACCGGCCCAGGCCGACUCCGGAUUCACGACGCGACCAUUCGUGGCAUCCGCCAGGACUAGGAGAUCCCGAGGGCACCCUUCCCUCGAGGUGGUUCUCGGGGACCACACCCGCCGAGCUCGGCGACUUUCUCAGCAGCGGGCUAGACCUGCUCGUUGUCGCUGUGCCGCUUACGCCCGAGACGCGGGGCAUGCUCGGCGCGGCGCAGUUCAAGCUGCUAGCGGGAAAGAAGACGUACGUCUCGAAUAUCGGCCGCGGCCCUACCAUUGUGACGGAUGACCUAGUCGCUGCGCUCAACGAGGGCUGGCUCCGGGGCGCCGCCCUGGACGUUACGGAUCCCGAACCAUUACCCAAGCACCACCCGCUUUGGGCCAUGAACAACGUGAUUAUAACGCCGCAUGUGAGUGGAAACUCGAAGAACUAUAUCGCGCGUUUGCUGGCUAUUCUUGAUGUGAACCUCGAGAAGCUGAGUGAGGGCAGAACAGACUUCAUCAAUCAGGUUAGCAGGAAGAGAGGUUACUGAAAGGAUGCAAUUUAGCAUGUUACACGGUUAUCUAUGCAGUUAGUAUGAGCAUACAAAUUUGGGUUUUUUGUCUCUGUUCACCGGUGCACCUAGAAUGCUUGGAUUUUAUACAGCCCUCUAUCACAUCUUGUCACCAUUGUUUAAUCGUACUUCACGUCGGACAUGUCUGGGAAUGAACGGUAUGAGAAUCAAUUUCUGAUACCUCUGAUCUUUUACCGCGCUGUGUCAAAACCUCAAAGCUCUCAUACCUAAUGAUCUCGCUUUAAUCACCGCCGCCGUCCGUCUUCCCCGGGCUUUUCAUCUUACUCCCAGUUCCAAAUACGAGGCCCGAUAUGUAAAUCCGCUCACAUGAUUCAUUUUCAUAGCAGGGGGAUACUCCUUUACCCCGCAAAACCCCCGGCCAUCGCCAUCGUUCAGGCGAAUUGCUUCCAUAGUUCGUUAUGAAUUAAAGCCCACCCAAAUUACUCACUGAAGAAAAACCAUCGGCUCUCCCCGGGGUCAGACCAAAAGGAAUUUAGAAACGCAUUGGUUAGCUGAAUCGCACUCCUGACACAAGGGCUCAGUCGCCCCCAAGUUUAACCUCUUCCUCAGUAUGUGCCAGGAUCCGGUAACCUGUCGUCAUAAGUAAAGACGACAAACAGCAAUUUGCAUAAUUCUUCAGUUCAUCUUAUGACAGUAGUAGAAUUAAGAACAUAUAUCUAUAUAAGUACUACGUAUAUAGGGAGAAGUGUCGGUGAGAGAUGUAA
Molecule: messenger RNA, 2057 nt
Organism: Xylaria bambusicola
Lineage: Eukaryota; Fungi; Ascomycota; Sordariomycetes; Xylariales; Xylariaceae
Exons: 4
Coding region: 193-1311 (372 amino acids)
Molecular function (GO): NAD binding
Source: RefSeq, a predicted model, not a curated record